This is a messenger RNA of Ahaetulla prasina, 1059 nucleotides long. It is a transcript of the gene NEUROD2, whose product is annotated as neuronal differentiation 2. The record is from RefSeq and is a predicted model, not a curated record. The coding region runs from base 1 to 1059 and encodes 352 amino acids. The transcript has a single exon. Gene Ontology annotation, biological process: regulation of DNA-templated transcription; nervous system development. Lineage: Eukaryota; Metazoa; Chordata; Lepidosauria; Squamata; Colubridae. Gene Ontology annotation, molecular function: protein dimerization activity.
AUGUUGACGCGCCUCUUCAGCGAACCCAGCUUGAUCCCAGAAGUUCAGAAAUUCUCCAGCUGGGCGGACGAUUGUGAAGAGGAUGAUUCGAGCGACAAAGAGGAGCAGAAAAGUAAAAGCUGCCCUCUUCAGGAGGACCCGAACGACUCGGAGGUAAAAGAGGAGAACGACCUGGGCGCUGAUGAAGAGGAGGAGGAGGAGGAGGAGGAAGGCAUUGAGGAAGCGGAAGGCGAUCGACCUAAGAAACGGGGCCCCAAAAAAAGGAAGAUGACCAAGGCCAGGCUAGAGCGCUCCAAGCUGCGACGCCAAAAGGCCAACGCCCGGGAACGCAACCGGAUGCACGACCUUAACGCCGCCUUGGACAAUCUCCGCAAGGUCGUGCCUUGUUACUCCAAAACGCAGAAAUUGUCCAAGAUCGAAACCUUGCGGCUGGCCAAGAACUACAUCUGGGCCCUGUCGGAAAUCCUGCGCUCGGGUAAGAGGCCGGACUUGGUCUCCUAUGUGCAGACUUUAUGCAAAGGUUUGUCCCAGCCGACCACUAAUUUAGUGGCCGGCUGCCUCCAGCUCAACUCAAGGAAUUUCCUUACUGAGCAAGGCCAGGAGGCCGGGAGAUACCACGGGCCCAACUCCAGCUUUGCCAUGCAUCCCUACACCUACCAGUGCUCACGGAUCUCCAGCGCUCAGUGCGCUUCCAGCACCAUGGCUAGCUCCCACGCCUUGCGGACGCACGCUUACUGUGCCACCUACGAGUCCCUCUAUGGGAACGCCUCGCCAGAUUACAAUAGCUCGGAAUACGACGGGCCCCUGAGCCCUCCGUUGUGCGUGAACGGGAAUUUUUCCCUCAAGCAGGAUUCUUCCCCCGACCACGAGAAAAAUUACCAUUAUUCUAUGCACUACUCCGCCCUCCCCAGUUCUCGCCCUUCCGGGCACAAUUUAGUGUUCGGAUCUUCGGGAAUGCGCAGUGGCGUUCACUCUGAGAAUGUUUUGCCUUACGAGAUGCACCUCCAUCAUGACCGAGGUCCGAUGUACGAGGAGCUCAAUGCUUUUUUCCAUAACUAG